Molecule: messenger RNA, 1470 nt
Organism: Solanum pennellii
Lineage: Eukaryota; Viridiplantae; Streptophyta; Magnoliopsida; Solanales; Solanaceae
Product: F-box protein 7
Exons: 11
Coding region: 127-1110 (327 amino acids)
Biological process (GO): SCF-dependent proteasomal ubiquitin-dependent protein catabolic process
Cellular component (GO): SCF ubiquitin ligase complex
Molecular function (GO): protein binding
Source: RefSeq, a predicted model, not a curated record
UAGACGGCUAUUAUAAAUUGGGAAAAUUGAUUUUCUUAAAAUUUUCCCCCUUUUCAUUUCUUCCUUCACACAGUUUCUCGGGCUGGAUAUCCAAAUUGUCAAGCACAACAUUCAAAACCAAGAAAAAUGGCCUCAGAUUACGCAGUGGAACUUGCUGUGGAACUCGAAACUGCUGCACAGUUGAGAGCUUCUCAGUUCAUUUUUCCUCAUAGGCCAUGGCUUGAUUUGUAUGGGAUUAAUGUUAGACCUGUCGCUCCUUUUGGAAGUGCUAGCAGCAAGCAGUUUGUUGACCCUGCAUUGAUACACCGAGUGCUACCUGAUGAACUGCUUUUUGAGAUCUUGUCAAAAACGACCCCAUACACCUUGGGUAAGGCAGCUUGUGUUUGUCGAAAGUGGAGGUAUACAAUUCGGAACCCUGUAUUUUGGCGCAAUGCAUGCCUAAAGGCUUGGCAGGUUUCUGGAUUGGUAGAAAACUAUAAGGUCCUUCAGUGGAAGUAUGAUGGUUCAUGGAGAAAAAUGUGGCUUUUAAGACCAAGAAUUCGUACGGAUGGUAUUUAUGUCAGUCGAAACACAUAUAUUCGUGCAGGAAUAGCUGAGUGGAAGAUCACUAAUCCAGUUCAUCUUGUGUGUUACUAUCGCUAUAUGAGAUUUUAUCCUUCUGGCAGGUUCCUUUAUAAGAAUUCAUCACAAAAAGUCAAAGAUGUCGCGAAGUACCUGAACUUCCGUGCCUCAAAAGCUGAUUGUGUUUUUAAGGGGAAUUACACUCUAUCAGAGGAUAAAGUUGAAGCUGCUCUUUUGUACCCGGGAAUGCGUCCAACUGUGUUGAGAUUCCGCUUAAGGUUGAGGGGUACAACCCAAGGUGCUAAUAACAGAAUGGAUCUACUUGCUCUUCUUACAAGUGGCGUGAAUGAUAAUGAGGUUAAUGGCCCGGAUGAAGACAUUCUUGGAGUUGUCGAGAGGUGGGAAGAGGAUGAAACACAUAACCCAGAUGUUCCAGCAAUUUCACACAAGAGGGGUCUAACACCUUUUGUUUUUGUUUCAUUUGAGGAGGUGGAAACUUCAGUUCUAAAUCUCCCAGUGGAAAAAAUGGAUUAUUAUGUUCCUGGUUAAGAACUGGAUCAAACAGACAAUCCAUUGGUUGUAAAUGUGUAACAUUGUUGUUUGUAACUCUUUUAUUUUUGGCAUCUUAGAAUCAUGGAAGUUUUCAAUGUGUUGUGAACAGGAAACGGUCUCUCUUCCUCCACGAGGUAGUGGUAAGGUCUGCGUUCAUCCUCCAUAUACCCUGCUUGUGGGACUUGUGAGAUUUCAAUGGAUAUGUUGUUGUCGUAAACAGGAUCCUAUCGAGCAAUGAAAGACCAGUAUAGUACUGGUCUUCUGUGUGUGUAUUGUAUGGCAGUUUGAAUAUGUUCCAAGUUGGAAUCUGUUUGAUGAUAAAUGGAGUUUAAUAAUCAUUGUAUUAUUUAUGCCUUA